Polychytrium aggregatum is the source of this 1200-nucleotide messenger RNA. RefSeq lists its product as uncharacterized. The coding region runs from base 1 to 1200 and encodes 399 amino acids. The transcript is spliced from 2 exons. Gene Ontology annotation, molecular function: protein binding. NCBI's taxonomy places the organism in Eukaryota, Fungi, Chytridiomycota, Chytridiomycetes, Polychytriales. The record is from RefSeq and is a predicted model, not a curated record.
AUGUCCGCCAAUGCCCACCCCUCCAUCGGUCCAACUCAGCCAUCUCCCAGACCGUGCCCAGACAUCUUCACCAUAAUCUGCUGCAACGACAGCUUCCAGCUCGCCCUCAGCCUCGCCGACAUCGAGACCCUGCUCCUCGUCUGCAAGCGGGCCCAGCCACUCCUGGACUCCAAAGUGAAUCGGCUUCGACACUGGUGCAAGGAGAACCGGCUGCACUCUCCAGACAGGCCGCUGCCGGAUCUCAUCUCUGCCAACGACUUGAUUGCCAUCUCGCUGCACUAUGGCGGCCAAGAGACUGCCGACCGAUCCUGGCUCGUUGCCUUGGCUGACCAGGGAAACCCUGCUGCGUCAUAUCUGCUGGCACGAAUCCUGCAAGCCAAUCUCGCUCACCGGCAGCCAGUGACUCGGUCCAAGCGGCGAGAAACUCAACAAGAAAUCGCCCAGCACCUGGAAACGGCUGCCAACGCAAAGCAUCCAAUGGCACAAUUCCACCUGGCCCACUCCUACCGCAACGGACUCGGAGUCUUCCAAGACUACACCAAGGCCGUCGAGCUGUACCGCACACUUGCAGAUCGUGGGAUGCCUCAGGCUCAAAUCGCCCUUGGCUGCUGCUAUGAAGGCGGCGAGAGUGUCGACCAAGACUUUGACACAGCCAUUGAGUGGCAUUCCAAGGCCGCAGAUCAAGGCAAUUGGCUGUGUCGGCACCUCACUGCCGUGUGUCUGGUUCACGGAGUCGGAGUUCCGGAGGACCAAGUGACGGCCGCAGGCAUCUUUGAGCAGCUCGCAAACGACGGUCAUAAUGACAGCCAGGUGCAGUUGAGAACAAUGUAUUUCUAUGGUCGAGGAGUGGAGCCAAACCUCACAAAAGCAUUCCAGUGGUGCCAACAAGCUGCAGACCAAAACAACUCCUUUGGACAGUGGAUGCUGGGUACCUGUUAUCGCCGGGAUGACCCAAUCUUCAAAGACUUGAUCAAGGCCGCCCAGUGGUUCCACAAGUCGGCCGAACAGUGCAAUCGGUAUGGACAAGACUCUCUUGGCUACUGUUACCGAUCUGGUGAGGGUGUGGCCAGAAAUCUCCAUACCUCCCGCUUCUGGUUCAAUAAGGCCGAAGAUCAAGGUAUCCACCACGCUUGGCACAGAGUCAAAGUCGUUCAUCGAGAUUCCAACACCCGAAACAAACGAGUAUGUCGGAUUCAGUGA